AUUAAGCAAGUAAAACUGCAAUGGAAUGCAAAACCUAAAAUUGGAUCGCUAAAUAACUCUACAUACAAACCUGGUGGUGGUAAUAAAAAAAUUGAAAUAGUUAAAUUGGACUUUAGAGAAAAAGCAAAACCGAAAGUAGGAUCCAAGAAAAAUACUGAAUACGUGCCUAGUGGUGGGUUAGUAAAGACAGAGAAGCAAAAAACUGAGAUCAACGUGGAGAGUAAAGUUGGAUCGCUAGACAAUUUUAAAUACAAGCCUAGAGGAGGUGAAACAAAGAUUUUGCAUGAUAAAGGCUAUCUGCGGCAAACCUCGUCCAACGUUGACAGCAUUUCUGGCAGUUGCUCCUAG
Copidosoma floridanum is the source of this 348-nucleotide messenger RNA. RefSeq names its product microtubule-associated protein tau (gene tau). Gene Ontology annotation, biological process: neuron projection development; microtubule cytoskeleton organization. Gene Ontology annotation, cellular component: neuron projection. The record is from RefSeq and is a predicted model, not a curated record. Gene Ontology annotation, molecular function: microtubule binding. Lineage: Eukaryota; Metazoa; Arthropoda; Insecta; Hymenoptera; Encyrtidae.